UUCCGAAUUGAUGCGGGCUGUGUGUUGGAUAUUGAUUUUAUGCCGAAUCAAACGGCUCAUUUGAUCUCGAUAUCGGGUCAUUCGACUGUUGGUUUAUGGGAUGUUGAGAAAGGAAUCGCCAUCUUACAGUUCGUUGGCCACGAAGGUUCUGUACGUGCUUUGAGCGUGUGCAAUGACUCACCCGGUAUGAUCGUUUCAUUACUGCAUCUGGUUUACAUCUGUUUUGUAUCCGAAGUAGUUUAA
Anisakis simplex (herring worm) is the source of this 243-nucleotide messenger RNA. The record is from the annotation of a GenBank genome assembly. NCBI's taxonomy places the organism in Eukaryota, Metazoa, Nematoda, Chromadorea, Rhabditida, Anisakidae.